Lineus longissimus is the source of this 4905-nucleotide messenger RNA. Its product is annotated as haloacid dehalogenase-like hydrolase domain-containing 5. The transcript is spliced from 7 exons. Gene Ontology annotation, biological process: glycerophospholipid biosynthetic process. Bases 17 to 1318 code for a protein of 433 amino acids. Gene Ontology annotation, cellular component: mitochondrion. The record is from RefSeq and is a predicted model, not a curated record. Lineage: Eukaryota; Metazoa; Nemertea; Pilidiophora; Heteronemertea; Lineidae.
GGCUGGUAAACGAAAAAUGGCAUCUGUUUUGGGAGUUAGAAACAAAGUUUUACCUGUGAUUGAGGCAACUUUACCACAUUUCAGACGAUGCAGAAAACGUGGAAGACUUGCAAAUAUAUGUCAAAAUUUUUGUUCUGGCGGAUCACAUGACAUGCAGGAGCCUCAAUUUGGAUUUUUAUUCGACAUUGACGGCGUUAUGGUACGGGGACGCAAGGUCUUGCCAUCAGCUCGAUCGGCGCUGCGAUUAUUGACGGACGGACAUGGACAUUUCCGAGUUCCAACAAUUUUUGUCACAAAUGCUGGCAAUACCCUGCGACAGAAUAAAGCAUCGCAGUUGUCCGAAUGGUUGGGUAUUGAGAUCCAGCCACAACAAGUUGUGAUGUCGCACAGCCCCCUGAAGAUGUUCACGCAAUUUUUCGACAAACAUGUCUUAGUUUCUGGUCAAGGUCCUGUUCUAGAAAUCGCUCACAACCUAGGAUUUCAACGAGUCACAACAAUCGAAGCGCUCCGGCAUCGGUUCCCGAAUUUGGAUGUGGUGGAUCACAGGCGACGGAAAGCUCCACCAUGCGCAUUUGAAAAAUAUUUCCCCAGAAUAGAUGCUCUACUUCUCUUCGGAGAGCCAAUCCGAUGGGAGACGAACCUGCAGCUCCUUGUCGAUGUGCUACUCACCAAUGGGCAGCCAAGUCAAGCGCCACAGAGUAUCAGCAAACCCCAUAUACCCGUGCUAGCCUGUAAUAUGGACCUAUUCUGGAUGGCUGAGGCGUGUAUGCCCAGAUAUGGCCACGGGACAUUCAUGUUAUGCCUGGAGAGUUUAUACCGGAAAAUCACGGGUAAUGAACUGAAGUACACAGCCCUCGUUGGUAAACCUAGCGAACUAACGUAUCACCAUUCUGAAUUCGUCCUGACACAGCAAGCUAGGGAAAUGGGCAUCGAGGCUCCUAUACGAACAGUCUACUGUAUAGGUGAUAAUCCAGAGACUGACAUCUACGGUGCCAAUCUCUACAACCGUUAUCUUAGAAGUCAAUUGACGAGACGGAGAAAGAAAUCGCAGCAAGGUGGCGGUGUACGCGAAACUAGUAUACGAAGUGUGGCAGACAUUUUGGAUUGGGAAAAUGACUAUGGAACGGUUGAGAGUUUUGAAUCAAUUCUGGUCUUCACCGGUGUCUACAGCUCUAAUAACGACUAUAAUCCCAACGAUGGAGUAAAUUUUAACCACCGCGAUUUCCUAUUGUAUCCAGAAUUAAAAAAGCCCACCCACGAGGCGAAUAAUGUCCUUGAAGCGGUGAAAUUAGUCUAUGAACGUGAAGGUUUCAGCUGAUUGUGAUAUUUACGAGCAUUGAAUUGUAUGGUGGGUGUCCCUCUCUACAAAUUGAGACUUUUCAAGCCCUUUGUGAUGUUGAAUUGUUGUCUCUGUGCAGUGCUUUCUUAUACGCGUUAUAAUUUGACUGGGGCCUCAUAUUCUGGGUUUUCGAUGAGAGUUUAUUUUUGUAAAGCUUAGCUGGUUUGUCGCAUUGUAAAGAUUGAACCAGGGUUGGGUCUUGAAAUUGAAACUCCGUGGGUACUGAAUUGAACACCUUAAAAAAGCAUGUCUGCUCUUCCUAACUUGAGUGAAUUUCCUUCUGAAAGUUUAAGAAAUAUGGUUGCACAUUUGCUUGGGAUGAAUUGGGUGGGAGAGGAUUCAAAAAUGAUAAAAUAUGACACAAUUUAUUGUAGGUAUCAUUGUAGCUUAUGGCAUUUACAAUUGCUUCUGACAGGCGAGGUGAAAUUCCUUGCUCGUUGACUCAAAGUGAGAAAUACCAUACCUAGUCCUGGUGGGGCUUAUAUAAGUUUACCUUUGACGAAAGGGACCAAACUUAAGUACAGUUCAAUCAACUGUAACUAUGGCUUCAAAUGAGCGCACAUGUCAUAUGGUCAGAUAUUUUUCUGACUGUCAUCGUUUGCGUAACAUUUUCGUGUAUUCUCCUUGUGAUAAGUCGCCUUUAUUCACAAAGGUUUAUCUUUGACAAUGUGAUCUAAAUGUCAUGCGUAUAAUUCUAUCUUGUCAGUUGUAAAUGCUCCACAUUAAGAGUUUGACGGCAAUAUGCAGGGCUCAUCUUGAAUCCUCACGGGUUACGAUUCAAACAGUUCUGAUGAACAGAUCGAUUUGUUGAUGUUAACCCUUGAAAUUCCAGAUGGAAGCGCACUGCAGUUAGCUCUCAGGUCACUGAAAACAGGGUAACAAAUAGUGCUUUAUUAGACUUUAGUAGGCGGCAAUGAUCUCAGAGUAUUCUGAGGAAGUUUUGCCUUGGAGAAUGACAGUAAAAUAUCCGGGUUACCUCAAUAAGAAUUGCUCCGGCGUUCGUUUAAUAGUUCUAUUCAAUUUGUUAUGAUCUCAACCGAAAAUUUGUACCGGUGAAAAUGUGUACCGGUUUUUCAAUUACCUAAAAGUUGAAUAAUGCAGAAUUUAGUGCAAUUUAGUCACUUGCAUUAACAGUCCCCAGAUUGUGAACCUGAAACUUUUCGAAAUUGCAAAUUGUGCUCUAAUAUUUGGCAUAUGAAUUCUUGCAUACAUGUAAUAUUAUUGCCAGUUUGUAAGUGCAUAUUAGCAGGUUGAGUUGAACUUUUUUUUGUUCUUAAAAAGUACAAGCUCUAGCAAAAGGAUCCGCAUGUGAAAAAGGGGAAAAGUGAGAAUGAUUUAAUGACUUUUUUGAGUAAGUUCAACUAUGCCUAGAGGUGUUAAGAGACAACGAAAGCCAUGUCAUAUGGCAAAUAAGUUGCUCAUUAAAAUGCUUUUUCUACUUGUCCGAGUAACCUAUCUUUGGACAAGGUUUUUUCUGCUCUUUAGGGUUGACCAUAGGCACCACCAUUUUGGCUGGAACUUGAAAUCAUAACGCAAUGAGAACUCCGACAAAAUGAAGUGAAGUGACUACCAAUGUCAAGGCUGUGAGUCUGUUCUCUGGUAGGCAAAGAACUGACUCCCACCCUUGAAAUGGGCUUUCACUCUGUUCUGGAAGAGUUCUGAUUGCUUUUGUUCUAGCCAAAAUGGUGGUACCUUAGUCAAUCCUUAACUUUAGAGAGUGAUGUAUUGUGAAGUGUAUUUCUUAGUCAAUCCUCAAUAGACCUUCAUGUAUCAUGCAUCAUUUUAAAGAUUCUUGUCCGAGUAUUGUCCCAACUCAUUUUCAGAAUGUUUGUACAUGUGUACCUUUAGCCAGAGAGCGGGUCACAAAUGGCAUUAACUCACUGUUGUUUUUAAACCGACCAUAGACUAUUAUGCAACUAUAUAAGUACAGUGGAACCUCUGUUAGCGGACACCUCUCUAUUAAGGACAUUAGUUUUGGUCCCAAAUUGGUUGUUUCCAUUCAAUUUGACCACUCUAAUCAGGACACCUCUCUAGUAAGGACACCACUUGUCAGUCGCGAGGGUGUCCUUAAUAGAGAGGUUCUACUGUACUAUAUGGAAAAUUGGUUUGGUGGUCAACAUGGUGUGUUUGUCUUGUAAUGUGCAUUAUGUUACAUCAAGUCGUGUAAUUGUCCAAGGCCAGACAAGAUUGUCUAAAUAUGUCUAAUUAGGCACAUAUUUGAUGACACCCCAAUUGAUCUAAUCAUUUUCACAAGUCUGAAGAAGUUAGUUGUCUGUCUGUGUGUGGUGGCCUUGUGUCCUAAAACUUUCAAAAUCAUGUCAUGUUGCCUUUGGGGAAUUGGAUUAACCUUUUUCUACAAGUUUAAAUUUUUUAUGUCAGAGCUUUUGCUCUCUAGGAUUUCGCUCUACAUUUCGUAUGCCUGUGGUCAUCUUGAUUGUAGAGAUUUUUUCAUCAUGGGUUUCUUUAACUAUACUUCAAAAACUCGGACAUGUCUGGAACACUUUGAAAAUGUCAAGAUUUCUGGUUUUUCGUCUGAUAUGAUAUUUAUUUCAACAAGUAUGGAUUAAUCUAUACUUGAUUUCGCAAGAAGUCGACAUUGCACAUUUUCACCUUCAGUUGGUUCCUUGAGUGUGAAAAGAGAGAAAAUGUUUUAUCAUUGUUGUUGAUUUCAUAAACACUGUGUUCAGAGUGAUUUGCUUGUGGUUUUAAAGGACCGUUUUGACCCCCCAUAAUAAGCUGUAAACCUGAAAAGGUAUUUUCUUCCCGCUCCGUACAGUCAAGUAUCAGUAAAGACUAGUCUUUAUCAGUUUCUUGGUAUAAUGUUAUGUGCCUUCCUCUUCUGGUGAGAUCAUCAUCAAUAAAGUCGUCAUUUCCAGUGGAACCUCCCUUAGGAGACACUCCUGUUUAGCAGGACACCUCCCUAUUGAGAGCAGUGAAUUUGGUCCCAAAAAGAUAACUUCCUCACAAUUUGUUCUCUGCAUUCAUAACACCUCUCCAUCAAGGACAGCAUUUGUCAGUCGCAGUGUGUCCUUAAUAGAGAGGUUCUACUGUAUAUCGUUUGUUUUUGACAUUUGAAAAUCAUGUUGUUACCGUAUAACCCGGUACUAUUGUUGCUGACUCUGUUAUUGACUUGAGUUGCUCAGUAUGUGUUCAGUACAUGUAUAUAAUGAAUCAAUUUUGAGGUGAGGUGGUCUUCAUGUGCACUGAUCCUUGCUCUGACUGAUGGAAAGUACCGACUAAAAGGUCGACCACACAGCAAAGGGAUUAAUACAACUGGUUGAAGUCUUUUGUUAGUAAAAUAAUUUUGUAUCGCUCCUAGUAAUAAUGAUUAUAACUGGUCCUGGUACUAAAUAUAACUGGUUCUAUAAAAUAUUGUGGUCCCCAACUUCUUUUAAAGCUGAGCCUGUAGUAAAUGUAUGUGUAUUGCACAUUGUUAUGCUAAAUAUCAUUUUCUAUGAAAACUAUUUUUCAUCAUUCAUAUUUUCCUUUGUAAAUAGUCCAUUAACUUAUGCAUCACUUGCAGAUUCUGUCAAUAAUAAUGAAGUGAUAAUAAAUCCCACAUAUGA